AUAAACUGUUAUCUAUAGAUACUGGUCAAUGUACACAGUCACAUUAUCAGUUAAUGAUUGUUAAAACCUACCCGAACAGCAACCUAAAGGAAUCGAAUAUACAGGAACGGUGUUGUUACAACAUUAUGGAAGUUCCUGGUCAAAAAGUGUCGAAGGACAAAGAUGCAAAACUGUGUUGUUUAUGUGAAGAUUUUGACAUAACAACAUAUGCGGAUGGGUUUUGCGUAGAAUGUGAAGUUUACUUUUGUAAUUCAUGUUUCGUGAAACACAAAGGACGUAAAAUUAGUAGAAAUCAUUCCUUAGUAAGAGUCGAUGAUUCGAAUCCAGUAACGGUAACGGUUGGUGAUACGUAUGAAACAUGCCAAGAGCACAAUGGAGAAUUUGUGAAAUUCUAUUGUCCAAAGCACGACCAAGUUGGCUGUGCAGAAUGCAUUAUUGUAUAUCAUAAUGGAUGCAAGUUGGAACUCAUUCGUAGCAAAGCUGCGGCAUUUGAAAACAGUCAAGAAUAUAUAAAUUUUAGAAAGGAGAUGAAUAAAUGCAUGAAAGAGGCUGAAGACAGUCUAUCAUUAAUAAAGAGCAACCGAAAACAGCUUACCGAGUUCUAUGAGCAAUUUGUUUGCGACGUGGAGGCAUUCACAUAUCAUGUAAUUGAGCGUAUAAAUGAAAUGAAAAAGAAGGUUCUGAAUCAGGCAAAUGACAUAAUGUUGAAUGAUAAGAGGAAAAUGGAACAUUUACAGAAGGAUAUCGACGAUUUGAAAGCUGAAUUGACACGACAAAACAAUGUACUGGAGUCAAAAAAUGACACUCCAAAUAACCUCUUUGUAGCAUCCCUACAAAUAAAGCCAGAACUGAAAAAGACCCAGCAAAAUAUUGAUAGUUUUAAAAACAAAAAUAUUGUGACUCACUAUAAGUUCAUGCAAGACAAAAUUUUAGCCCAAUCAAUAACAGAAAGCAAGGUGAUUGGGAUGCUCGUUGAACAGCCGUUUGAACAGAGUGAACAUCAUCAACACAAAUUUAAACAAGCUAAUUCAGCUGAUGAAGAACAAGUUCAAGAUUCUUUACCUCAGCAAUCAGAAAGUAAAAACAGAAACAAACAGAUUGAGAAGGAAGUGACAAAAACCUGUACAAGAGAACAUACGAUGGAGGUCAUAACGCACCAAAAGCUUCAACCAUUACUUGACAGAAAACUUGUUUGCAAAAAUCUAAAUAUAGAUGGCGAAUGUGUCAGUUAUGCCGCAUACGGAAGUAAUGAUAUUGGAUUGUAUGUGUUCAAGGAGAAUGUGCGUGUGGGAUCAUUCUUUGAAAUUGAGAUAUUAAGCAUGGGUAAAAGUGGGUCGUUAGCUAUUGGUGUAGUGCCAGAUAACUUUUCUGACAAUCUUCUACCGGGCGUAGGCGAAAAUUCCUAUGGAUACCAUUCAGACGGCAAGUAUGUAUCGACAACUUUAUUGUCUAAAUGAUUGAAUCAAAAUAGUAGUAUGAAUAUAUACAUCAUUAAAUUUGGAUACGGGUUAAUAAAAAAGAACUUUUAUUUGCUUUUUUAUCAUAUCGAUAACCUUAAGAGCUAUUUUAGAAUUAAAAUGCAAUUCAUGGACAAAAAUAACAUUAUUUAGCAAACUGUAGUUUAACCUUCGCUGGAAAAUGUUUCGUUUGCUUGCUUCAUGACCAGAUAUUAAAGUAUAAGACGUCAACCUAAUUUGCAUAAUCUUUUAGCAGACUCUAUGUUAAAUGUGUCACUUGAGAUGUAUCCUAGUUACAUACACUAGAUUCUCCAGAUGUAAAAACAAUUAUAUGUGAAAUUUGGUUCUCCACCAUUCGGUUAUUUCCCUCAGAUAUAGGAAUAUGCAAUGAGUGUUUGUAAUCGAUAAUUAUAAAUCAUAUAUAAAAUAGAUUCGAAACAGUUAUAAUGAAUUAUGAUAAAACAUACUGCUGACAACAAAUUAAAAUUAUGUUUUAAUGAAUAUCGUGUUCCGUCAUCUAC
Ruditapes philippinarum (Manila clam) is the source of this 1978-nucleotide messenger RNA. Its product is annotated as E3 ubiquitin-protein ligase TRIM33-like. Gene Ontology annotation, molecular function: zinc ion binding. The coding region runs from base 54 to 1457 and encodes 467 amino acids. NCBI's taxonomy places the organism in Eukaryota, Metazoa, Mollusca, Bivalvia, Venerida, Veneridae. The transcript has 8 exons. The record is from RefSeq and is a predicted model, not a curated record.